Molecule: messenger RNA, 258 nt
Organism: Maudiozyma barnettii
Lineage: Eukaryota; Fungi; Ascomycota; Saccharomycetes; Saccharomycetales; Saccharomycetaceae
Exons: 2
Coding region: 1-258 (85 amino acids)
Source: RefSeq, a predicted model, not a curated record
AUGAGACCUGUUGUUUCUGGAGGUAAAGCCUGGUUCUGUACCGUAUUGUCUGCAUUCGGUGUAGUAAUUUUAUCUGUGAUAGCACAUUUGUUUAACGUUGGCCACGAAUCAUUCGUUGGUUCCAUAAAUGACCCUGUGGAUGGACCUGCAGUUGCACAUACUGUUUACUUGGCUGCAUUGGUGUAUUUAGGGUUUUUUGUAUUCUGUGGAUUCCAAGCAUACCUAAUCGCUAAACAACCCGCCAUCGAACUAAGGUGA